This is a messenger RNA of Henningerozyma blattae CBS 6284, 3126 nucleotides long. It is a transcript of the gene CIN1, whose product is annotated as Cin1p. The transcript has a single exon. Bases 1 to 3126 code for a protein of 1041 amino acids. The record is from RefSeq and is a predicted model, not a curated record. Gene Ontology annotation, biological process: microtubule cytoskeleton organization; tubulin complex assembly; post-chaperonin tubulin folding pathway. Lineage: Eukaryota; Fungi; Ascomycota; Saccharomycetes; Saccharomycetales; Saccharomycetaceae. Gene Ontology annotation, molecular function: beta-tubulin binding; GTPase activator activity.
AUGUCUUUACUUUAUACACAUUCAGUGGAUAAAUUGUUAGAUAUCAUUACUCGGGGUAUUGGUAGUUCCCAUUAUAAAGAUAUUUCAGAAAUCCUUACUGCUCUGGAUCAGUUUCAGCAGGACCCAGACGUUUUGGAUAAGUAUCUUGAAGGGUGGAUCCAGAAGUUAAUAGAACAAUUUUUCGAUGACUCGGUGGAUAUUCAAGUAAAUGUUGCAAAACUGUUUUAUACGUUUGCUAGGAUAUGUAAUUGGAAAAAAAUAUUUAUACAACUACCUUCAGACAUUUAUCUGUUGCCUAAAGUUUUACAAUUUCUAACAGAUGAUGAUUCCAAUUUCAAUGACGGUGUAUGGGAGGUAAAUUAUCUGUUGUUAUCAUGGUUAUCUAUUCUUGUUAUGUCCCCAUUUAAAUUAUCCAAUGAUGAAGAAAUAUUUUUGAUCUCGAAUAAAUUUAUGAAUAAAUCUCAGACAUUGAAGCCUAUAGUGUCACAUAUUCAUUCGGAAUUACUCAUAAGAAAUCAAUCAUUAUAUUUGAAACAUUACAACCAAAGUACAAGUGAUCAGAAUACUAGUUUAAACUGUUUAACUUUGAAUAAUUUAUUGAAAUUGAUUAUAACCAAGUCACUUAAUAAUUUCAACUAUUUUGAUAAUGUAACAAUCAUGAAUUUCACAAAUCGAAUAUUAAACAAAGAGACCAGUAGUUCAAUACAGAUUAUAGAUAUUAAAAUAUUGACUAAAUUAUUUAAAUUAAAUGUUUUUCAUGAAAAUUGGGAUAUCCUUGAUGAUAUUAUUAAUUUUUUUUCGUAUAAUUUAUCAUCUUCAUCUACUAAUAUUAGAUUUCAAUUAGCACAUUCAUUUGCCAAGAUCAUUAAAAUAAUAAUAGAUGAUAUGCGAGAUACUUCAAUGGUUUCAGAAUUGUUAUCAUUUUGCCAAACCGAAUCUGAAUCAUUGUUAUUAGAGAAUUGGGAUUUGAUCGAUUUAGAUAAAUUACAUACUCUUUUAUUAAUGCUUGCUGAAAAUUCCAAAUAUAUUGUUCAAAAUGAAAAAUCGAUAUGUACUACUAUCUUCAGUAAUAUAGUUCCUCAUACUUCUCAUUUCCAACAAAGGAGAUUGAAUCAAAUUAAAGGAACUCAAAUUAGAGAUGCUUCAAAUUUUAUUUGUUGGUCAUUCAGUAGAUGUCCCGAUUUACCAAAGGACGUUUUACAAAAUGGAUUUUUAAAUCUGUUAUUAUGUUCUCUUUCUGACCCAGAAUUAGUUAUACGAAAGUCUGCCAAUGCUGCCCUUCAAGAGAUUCUUGGUAGAUAUGGUAGAAAUUUUUUAAAUGAUACAAUUAUUUUAAGAAUUAUUGAAUUGAAAAUAACAGAUUCUCAAAAAUCAUUAAUAAAUAAUACACUGAUCUUGUAUGAUUUAUUAAUGGAAUCAUAUCCUAGUUAUUUCGAAUUUAUUAUGGUAUGGUUAAUUAAAUUUAAUGUUUUCCAAAAUCAUGAUUUAAGAUUACUGAAAGAUAGUAUAACUACUGUUUCUAUAAUAUUGGAUAAAUAUGCUUCAAAUUUAUCUCAUAUCUGUGAAUUAAUAUUGGAUUUAACUAGCAUUAUAAGGACACCAAUUGAUGCAGGGAAAUCCUUGUCGCUUUUAUUGGAAGUUCAUAAACAUUUGGAGAUUAGCAAAUUGAAACAAAACAUUGGGAUUUCUAUAAAUAUUUUAUUAAAGACAAACUCUAUUAAAAAAUUAAAUACUUCAAAUGAAAUAUUUAAACAAUUAGCGUUAUUAAAAUUUUGGAAGUAUUCUCUUUCAAAUGAUGAGACAUUUGUUUUAAGUAAACAGCAUAUUGAUUUGAUGUUAAUGAUAAUUCGUAACGUUUCUAUGGCUACUCCAUUUUUAGAAGAUUUUAAAAUGAUCUUUAAAGAUAUUAUCUUGUUGGUUAAGCAAGAGCAAGGUUUUGUCGAUAAAGAUUUGCAGGAUGAAUUUUGGAAAACUAUGGAAAGAUUUAUUCAUUUCAAUUGUCCAUUAGCUUGUUAUUUAUUAUCAUUUUUCCAACCUCUUUAUUUUACUGAAUUAUUUUUCAAAUACAUUUCCAAUAUGAGCCCCUUGAAUAAAUCAUUAUUAUUAGAAUCUUUAAAUUUUACAAUUUUAGAUAUACUUGAGGCAACUGGUUCAAGAAUUUUAGAUGUAAUUAUCGAGUUUUUAAAUGACUAUACAACAUCAGAGCAAGGUGAUGUCGGUAGGUUUGUGAGGACAAGUGCUAUAACUUUAAUUAAAAGUCAUCAAACGAUAUUUUGGAGUCCUAAAUUUACAAAUAAAACCCAAUUGGUUGAUAAUGUCAUCAGGUUAAUUGGUGAGCCUUUAACUAGUUUAAGAAUAUUAACAUUUGAAUUUCUUUGUGAAGUUUAUGAUCAUGAAUUUAGUAAAGAUGCAAAUUUUAAUGAAGAAAUUCUUUUGUUUCAAAGAAGAAUUUUUAAUAAUAAGAAUAUAAAUUUCUGGAAAGGGUAUGCACUUUCCUUAGGUGCUAUUCAUUCCACGGAUAUUCAAAUAACCUCAGCAUUGGAUAGCUUUUUAAAAUAUUAUGAUAGUAUCGAGGGAGAAUCUGAAAAAUUGGAAUUGUGUAACGAUUUAAUUAGGAUAAUCCCCACAGCAAAAGUGUUGCAAGAUUCUAAAAAUAAUCAACUCCUGAACUCUGCUACGGGUAUUGUUGCCUUUGAUAUAAUUAAAUUUACGGUCACUUGUAUUAACAUGUGGAUAAGAUUAUUUGAAUCUAAUAUCCAUAUUAUACCAACUUUCAACUAUCAAGGUGUUUAUAGCAAGUUUUAUAAUAUACACCUUGUCAAUAAUAAUACUUUAAGGUUGCAUGUUUUGAAACUAUUCCCCUUUAUCGCCAUAUCUCAACAUUCUAACGUUAUUAACGGUGAUUUAGCAUUCCCCAAUUCUAUUAUACAAAGGUUUUGGCAAGUAGGUGCAAAAAAAGAGAAUAAGUUGUCAAAGCCUAUACAAACAGCUUGUAUUGAAGGUAUAUUACUAAUUCUAAUAUCGUACAACCAACUGGAUAAGGUUAAUCUAUUGAUUGAAGCUAAGGGGGAUUCAGAUUUACUUUAUGAUGAUAAUUUGCUAAGGGAUAUAUUAAUUACUAGAUAA